Messenger RNA from Sitophilus oryzae (rice weevil), 1646 nucleotides. RefSeq names its product beclin-1-like protein. The record is from RefSeq and is a predicted model, not a curated record. NCBI's taxonomy places the organism in Eukaryota, Metazoa, Arthropoda, Insecta, Coleoptera, Curculionidae. Gene Ontology annotation, biological process: autophagosome assembly; cellular response to nitrogen starvation; late endosome to vacuole transport. The coding region runs from base 92 to 1435 and encodes 447 amino acids. The transcript is spliced from 7 exons. Gene Ontology annotation, cellular component: phagophore assembly site; phosphatidylinositol 3-kinase complex, class III, type II; phosphatidylinositol 3-kinase complex, class III, type I.
UAUAACACUGUUGUGACGUGGUUGUGACAUGUGACGUUUCAAUGUCAAUGGUUUUUAUCAAAUCAAAUCUAUGGUUUGUAUAAUCUGAUAUAUGGUUCUUUCACAAAAUGUAGAAAAAAAUACUUUGUUAGAAAUCAUGGGUGACGAUAAAGCUUUCGUCUCAUUUACCUGCCAAAGAUGUUCGCAGAGCUUAAGGCUUGACGAAUCCCUAAACUCAUUCAGCGAACACAUUUCAGCGGAGUUAAAUUUGCCCAUAUAUUCUAACACAGAUGUCGAUUUGGAAUCAGAAACCACUAGUUUUGACCAGUAUGUGCCUCCAUGUAGGCUUUCUGAUUCUGGCAAUGGGGCCAAUGGGUUUAUGCUUAUUUCAGAUGAAAAUGAAGUAGAUCUGUUGAGUAGCCAGUACAAGAGGAAUGCAUCAUUAUUUGAUCAUCUUUCUGGCAGCUGUGAUAUAGAUCAUCCUCUUUGCGAUGAAUGCACAGAUUAUCUUAUUGAACUCUUAGAACAGCAAUUAGAGAUCACACAAAAUGAUUAUGAUGAUUAUUGUAAAUAUUAUAAAGUUCUUCAAAUGGAAAGAGAUGAACCAAAAUUAUCUGAACUAGAAAAAAUGUUACAGGACGUCACUGAUGAAGAAAACAAAUUAUUAGAUGAAUUACAAGGUUUACAAAAUGAUGAAGAGGAAACUUUGAAGGCUAUUGAAGAACAAGAAGAUAUUUCAAGAAAAAUAUCUCAAGAGGAAGAUAGGUAUUGGAAAGAGUAUGUCAGACAUAAAAGGGAGUGGCUUAUGGCUGAAGAUGAUGGUAGAAGUCUGGAGUGUCAAUUAAACUCUGCAAACACACAAUUGGACAAAUUAAAAAGAACGAAUGUGUUUAAUGCAACUUUUCACAUUUGGCACAAAGGACAUUUUGGCACCAUCAAUAAUUUUUGUCUUGGCACAUUACCAUCUGCCCCAGUAGGCUGGGCUGAAAUAAACACUGCUUUCGGACAAACCACUCUUUUAUUCUGUGCACUGGCCAGAAAAAUCAAUCUAACUUUCAUAAAAUUUCGACCUGUCCCAUAUGGCAGUCACUCAUAUGUUGAGGUUAUAGGAGAAAAUAAGAGAAUUCCUCUCUAUGGUUCAGGAGGGCCCAAAUAUCUUUGGGACACUAAAUUUGAUGCAGGCAUGAUGGCCUUCUUGGAUUGUGUACAACAGUUUACUGAAAAAAUUGAAGAAUUGGAAAGAAAUAAUAAAGUUUUCAGAUUUCCUUAUCGUAUAAGUAAUGGAAAGAUUGAAGACUCAGAUAAUGUAAAGUACUCACUUAGAGCUACUAUUAUAUCUGAAGAGCAGUGGACCAAGGCCUUGAAAUACAUGUUGACAAAUUUAAAAUGGGGCCUGGCUUGGGUCGCCUCACAGUUCGAUAGUAACGGAGAAGAAAUACCUCAAAACGUAGCGUAAUUAUUUAAAAACUAGAAAUUCUGUUGUUAGGUUUUCGUAAAGCGUAAUUUGUGUGCUGUUACCUUUAGUAAAUUAAUGUUAUAGAGUUCUUUUAGUUAUAAAAUUGUAAUUAAUAAUUUAUGAGCGAUAUUUUUUUAUUAAUGAAACAACUAAAUCAGACUGAUUAAUUGUACCUCUUAUAGAAUAAUUCAAAUAAAAAUCGUAUAUUAAA